Molecule: messenger RNA, 5243 nt
Organism: Trematomus bernacchii (emerald rockcod)
Lineage: Eukaryota; Metazoa; Chordata; Actinopteri; Perciformes; Nototheniidae
Gene: ddhd2
Product: DDHD domain containing 2
Exons: 19
Coding region: 179-2551 (790 amino acids)
Cellular component (GO): COPII-coated ER to Golgi transport vesicle
Molecular function (GO): metal ion binding; triacylglycerol lipase activity; protein binding
Source: RefSeq, a predicted model, not a curated record
GCACAGAAACACGGCAUCGUUUGACAGGAGGCUGUUCUUUACUAUCCGAGCUAGCAUGGACGAGCUAACCAGCAUUUCACACCCUCUGCAUUAACUGCGAAGUUAUCGGUCCUGUGCUUUUGCGGCCCCCCUUCCCCUCUCAGGUCAGAGCUGAGGGUUGGGGUCAGCUCCUUGGCUAAUGUCGCACGUUCCCGGUGAAGAGGGGGGGCUAUCUGAGGCUGCCCCAGAAGUCAACAACCAAGACCUGCUAGAUAAUCCUGCUCAGAAAACAGGGAACGCACCUGAGGAUCAGGUGCCGCCUGUGGUGGAUGAGGCCUCUCCUUCUUCCACAUCUUCAUUUGAGCUGCUUGACAUGGAUUCGGCCCCAGCUCCUUAUCAAGAAGUGCAGCCUCACUGGUUCUUCUACAACACAACAUGGCUUCCUUUCAGCAGAGACGACUCCGACAAACUAGAGAACGCCCUCAACACUGUUGGAGAAAAGGAGGGGGAUGAGGUGGUGAUAGCUGUGGAGGGAGAGCGGUAUGACGUACAUGUCAGGGAGAGGAAGCGCUACGCUGUGUACUGGGAGCAGGGUCCCACUGAAGUACGCCGCUGCUCCUGGUUCUACAAAGGAGACAAAGACACCAAGUUCAUGCCUUACCCCGAGGACUUCUGCAAGCGCCUGGAGGAGGCCUAUAUGGUUGCAGUCACCUUGAAUGAAUGGAAGACGAAGCUCGAGUUUCCCUCUGGAGAAACUGUCAUCUUACACAAUCCCAAACUGAUAAUGCAGUAUCAGCCAGUAGGAUUGCAGGAUGAGUGGCAGUCGUCCCCCUCGGAGCAGACCCGGCCUCGCACAGUCAAAAGGGGAGUGGGCAACAUCACUGUAGAAAUACCUGAAGGUGAACCAGAAAAGGUUGACCAUCUGGUCUUUAUGGUCCAUGGCAUCGGCCCGGCAUGUGACCUGCGCUUCAGAUCCAUCAUACAGUGCGUAAAUGACUUCAGGAGUGCUUCCCUGUCCCUCCUGGGCUCUCACUAUAAGCGCGCCCAGCAGGACGGACAGGUAGGGAGGGUGGAGUUCCUCCCAGUGAACUGGCACAGCGCUUUACACGGAGAUGCCACUGGUGUGGACGAGGACAUCCAGAGAAUCACGCUGCCGAGCAUCAGCAGGCUAAGACAUUUCACCAACGACACUCUGCUGGACCUGUUUUUCUAUAACAGCCCCACCUACUGCCAGACCAUCGUGGACACAGUGGCCUCAGAGAUCAACAAGCUCCACACCCUCUUUAAACAGAGACACUCAGGCUUCAAAGGGGCCAUUUCAGUGGUGGGCCAUAGCCUGGGUUCUCUAAUCCUGUUUGACCUGCUAACCAAUCAAAGGAAUGGAUCAAAUGCCAGACAGGGGGUUGUCUCUGGUGAAUCCUUUCAUAUGCACCACGACACGCUGCAGGACACUCUGACCAGACUGGGCCUGCAGCAGUACCUGGACACACUGCAGGCAGAGAACCUAGACCUGGAAUCAUUGGCUCUUUGCCAAGACUGUGAUCUCAAAGAUUUAGGAAUUCCUCUUGGACCUCGGAAGAAGCUCCUGAACUACGUCAGAAAGAAAUGGCUUUCAGAGGAUAGUAAGAACCGUGCUGGACGUCUGCCCCCAGGAAUACAAGUUCAGGCUGAAGCUAGCAGCGAUCAAGAUGGUAACCAAUCUUCAGCAGCGUCUAAGAGGAGGGCUCACUUCCACAGGGCGCAGUCCGUCACCAGUGCUGUAGAGUACGAAUACUUCGACGUCGGCAUUGGACAGGUAUCCAUCAACUACCCACAGCUGGCUUUCCAUCCGCAAACAUUUUUUGCUUUUGGCUCUCCGAUUGGGAUGUUCCUGACUGUGCGUGGGCUGAAACACAUUGAUCCCAACUACAGCUUCCCAACCUGCAAGAGCUUUUACAACAUCUACCACCCGUUUGACCCUGUAGCCUAUCGGAUAGAGCCCAUGAUUGUGACAGAGGUGGAUCUGGAGCCCAUGCUGAUCCCUCACCAUAAAGGCCGCAAGAGAAUGCACCUGGAACUGAAGGACAGCUUGACCCGUAUGAGCAUGGAUUUGAAGAACAAUGUUUUUGGAUCAUUACGGACGGCGUGGCAGUCCUUCGCCAGGAUCCCCGUGGCUGCACUUCCCCCGGUGGACGAAGCAAACACUACAAUAGAGAACGACCUCCAAGAGUCACAGGCCUCAGCGGCAGUCUCUGCUUCUGCUAAGAGGGAAGAGCAAAGGGCUGAUUUUUGGACUAAAGUACUGGAAUGGCCCAGGGCCCUUCAUAAGCAUAACUUACAAGGAACGUGUGAGGAGGCAGAGUCCUCAGAAUCAGCAGAGCAGAGGGAGCAGCCUGAGAUUAAAGUGGGGAUGUUGAACGAAGGAAGAAGGAUCGACUACGUACUUCAAGAAAAACCCAUUGAGAGCUUCAACGAGUACCUGUUUGCUAUCCAGUCUCAUCUGUGUUACUGGGAAUCGGAGGACACUGCUCUCCUGCUGCUAAAGGAGAUCUACGACAAGCUAGGUGUGGCCUUUGAACAGCCACAACAGUAAUAAAGUGUUAUGAAUGUAGACUUGAUUUUAACAUGACAGCUACCUGAAAGGGAGAAAGUGAAGAUGUGCUGCACAAUCCUCUCCCAGAAUGCCUUAUUGUCCGGGUGUCACCAGACUGCCCCGCCCUCCCUGACAAUAGAGACUGUUUAACUGCAGUCAGGCAGGGUGUCAGUCAACCUUCAUUUGAGGUAGCCGGUGCUUCUUGGUGCUGCAGGACUAAUGUCUGAUAGUUGUUUUAAAUCCACCUGAACAUCUCUGUCAUUUUCAUUUCAUUUCAAACCUUUAUUUAACUAGAUUGGUCCCUUGAGAUCAUAGAUCUCUUUUUCAAGGGAGACCUGCAGCAAAUAGGUUCCCCAUGAAACAUAAAACAACAUGAAACAAUAGAGGACAUCAUACAACAUAUUUACAAGCUACAUUUACAUACUUAUCAACAUUUACAAAUACCCAUAGUUUCAAUGAGCAUUUCAUUUACACUUGCUCCUGAUCGCACUUUUCUGUCUACACCAAGUCAUUUUUUUUUUUUACAUACCUUUGCACUUUUAUUUUCCAACAGUUGUUGACAUAUCAUGAGUACAGCUGCAGCUGAAAAGUAAAAUAAUCAUCAUGAUAACCAGAAGAUACACACAGUUGGAAAAACAGAAUAUCAAUGUAUUUGACGACAAAAAAGAUCCUUAAAAAUCACCCGAAUACAGUUUAUGUAUAAAUGAAAUAGAUUUCAACAUUUUAACAUUUCAACAUUUCAAAUGUUUAUUUAUUUCCCAGCCCUAUGUACCUCCUUGAAAAGUCAGGAAUGUAGAACUAUGAAUAUAAUUUAAGUGGCAAUUGACACUUUUUUUGCUUUAACUGAUUAUUAUAAAAUGUAUAUUGAUUGCACCAUGUAGAAUGUAUAGUUUUACUAUCGGCAUUUACAUUGGUUUCCUAUUAGCCUCGUUUUAACUAUGCAAAACUGACUGAUUAGAUCUCCUGGGCAAAUGAAGGCUUGAUUUACAGCAAGACGUUCAAAACAAAAUCCAGUGCGUCCUGUGAAGUAUUGCCCACUCUUUCGGAGUGUAACUUUAAAAAGUCACUGAAAGUUGCCAGAUGACAUCCUACACUCAUUUGCAUAUUGGUCAAAUCAUGUGGAAUAAUUUGCAUGUUUUAGGAGCCGCCUGCACAAAGUGCAAGAGGAGAGUGAGCAAUCGUAUGUUGUUGGCAGAAUAACUGUUGUUAUUAGUAGGCUCUAUAAAGGGAAUCAAAAUCUAGUUGUCUCUUUAUUGAAUAAGUGCAAUCAACCUUUAAAACACAGAACAGCUGCACAAACAAUAAUUCAACUUUUAAACAAUGAGGGGGGAGUUGAAAAGUUAUCUAUUUGCCACUUUAAGUGUUUAAACUUGAACAAGGAAGCUCUCCUUUAGCCUAACAUUCGACCUUACCUUUAUAAAUAAGCAGGUCUGCUGGUUUUAUUUUGAUGACAAUAAAAUUGUUUAGGUUUUGAAGGGAAAUGAAUAUUGAUAAUGUGUCUACUGGCAGCUAUAUUUCCUUUCUGUCAAAAUUAAGGCCCAAUUUAAACCCAAUGUUAUGCCUACAUUAAUUUGUGCAAUAUUACAACAAUGUCGAUGGUACUUAUUUUUCAUUUCACAGACGUGGUCCACAAUUCUACUUCAACUUGUCUUCUAAUAAUAUGUUUACUUGCAAUGUGUAUUUUAUUUUUUCAGUUUAUUUUUGUUUGUUUUUAGUUUAAACCAAUCUAUAUUCUAAAAUAAGGGAUCCUGAUUAAUAUUUGUGUCAGAAAUGAUCAAGGGAUGCAGGGGAAUUAAAAGGACAAGCUUGUGUGUAUGUAUGUUCAGAAAGGCCAGCUCUAUCUCUCUGAGGUCUGUGCCAUUCAUUCCUUCUCUUCUUCCACUUUAAACCCUAAAUGUUUCUUUCUGUGUCUCCCAAUAACAGUGUAUUCUUUAUCCCAAAACAUGGUUAAUUCCAAUACAAAGUGGCAUCUCAGAUAAAUAAUUCUAACUUUUGUAUUAUCUAAGGGCCAAAUGAUACAUGUUUCUUUCAACUGUUCCUUUGUAUGAAGGAAUUGUAAAGUCAUAUUCUGUACUGCAUGCACUUUUCAUAAUGUAACAGAAGGGUUUCUCAACAGUUUCUGAUCCUGACCUUAAUCUAAGGAAUAGAAAUACUUUUCACAAACCCAGCAAUAAAGAGAGUUGUCACUUUUAAUUUGAUUUAAAGAGUAUGUUACAUUGAUUAUGUAGAAAUUAUGUUGCAAUGCAUAUCAAUUUAUGCAAACAAAUAUCAAUGUGUCAGUGUUAUCACAAAUCUGCACCAUCAAGCAACAUGGGGUCCAGACUGCAACGUUGAGAAACAGGGUGUUUUAGUGUUUAAACUUUACAAAACAACCCAUACGAUAUGCACUGUCAGGGCAACACAGCCCAAGCACUAGAGCUCCGCACAAAACAUGAAGAAACCUCACAAGGUUGUUCAUUUUCUUCCAAUAAGUUGCACUGAAUAUGAAUGAUCAUUGAACAUCACCCGUGUCUCUGUCAUGUCCGUUUCAGUAAAACAGGACUUAAAGUUACUAACUCCUCUUCCUUGACAUGAGUACUGUUUUUGCACUUGAUACUUAAAUGUUUAAAUAACCAAAAAACAAAUGUUCUCAUUUCUAAAUACACACCCUAUGAUAACAUGUUGUGUGUGCCAUAAUAAAACUUUACAAGUC